CUGAUGCGGAGGAGCCACAAGCUCUCUCUGAACGUUAACUGCUUAUCUCCGCUGCAUCUUCUGUAACCCGUGAAGGCUCACAGGCGAAACGAGAGCUGGAGAGAUCAUGCCGUAGUGCUGAAAAAGCAGCAAACUCAAAGUUUGCCGCGCAAUCCGGCGGAUGAGUACAGCUGCGAAUCUGACGCGCUUUAUUCUGGUGGAAACAACAGCGCAACAAAGCUGAAACCUACCCAAAGCACAGAGUGCAAGGUGGGAACACAUCCUAGACAAGACACCAGUCCAUCACAGAUGAAAUCAGCAGGGGUCGGUGAUGGAGGACUCUUUACAGAGAGCUACUGUAACAUCUGCAAUGCUCAGCUCAUCUCUGAAUCGCAGCGUGUGGCACAUUACGAGAGUAAGAAACAUGCAAACAAAGUGCGUCUGUUCUACAUGCUUCACCCUGAGGAUGGUGGUCCUCCCUCUAAAAGACUGAGACCAGACAACCCGGACAGUGCUGAGAAUGAGGUGGACAGAAACAAGUGCUGCACGCUCUGCAAUAUGUUCUUCACAUCUGCCAUCGUGGCUCAGUCACACUACCAGGGUAAAACACACGCCAAGAGAAUACGGCUUGUUCUGGGAGAGCAGCCCAGCUUACCUACCCCCACAGACUCCACUACAGGCACCCCUCAGGCCACUGACUCAGCCCCACCACCUCCAAACUCAUGGCCCUCCAUCGGAAACAACGGAGAAGACGGCAAGUACUGCUGUCUGUGUGGGGCCUGGUUUAACAACCCACUAAUGGCACAGCAGCACUACGAGGGCAAAAAGCACAAAAGGAACGCCUCUCGAGCACGGCUCCUGGAGCAACUAGCAGGCAGUCUGGAUGCCACUGAGAGCACAGGCCUGCGCAGAAGUUACUCAUGCAGCAUAUGUAAAGUUGUGCUGAAUUCCAUUGAGCAGUACUAUGCACAUCUCCAGGGUUCAAAACACCAAAACAAUCUCAAACAGCAACAGCAAUGAGAACACUCACUGGACACUGAAGACAUUGCAGCUGAGGAUCCAAAACAAACAAAUGGAUACUUUUUUUUCAAGAACUGAAGUCUACACGGACAGUAAAUGGACACCUUGGACGGGAGCCAGAUGUCAGUACGCUUCUUAACAUUUUGGAGAUCUCCUGACUGUUUUGUGCUUUAUAUUUCUUGUCAAGGUCAAGAACAAGUGCACAUUUUGUCCUCUGUGACUGAAGUAUGAACUUGAACUAAAUUGAUGUCAGUUAGUGUUACAGUGAUUAGAACAAUGACAAACACAAUCAUUGUUUUAGAGCACUAGCCUAAACACACAGGGUUACUAUACUUGAGUAUUUUCUUGUAUCCACUAAGUCUGCUGUAGAAUUCUAUGUAAUACAUCUUUUUCAUGUUGUAAAGGUGGUAAAUAAACACAAUGAGGAGGCUG
This is a messenger RNA of Trichomycterus rosablanca, 1431 nucleotides long. RefSeq names its product zinc finger protein. Lineage: Eukaryota; Metazoa; Chordata; Actinopteri; Siluriformes; Trichomycteridae. Gene Ontology annotation, molecular function: zinc ion binding; nucleic acid binding. The coding region runs from base 289 to 999 and encodes 236 amino acids. The record is from RefSeq and is a predicted model, not a curated record. The transcript is spliced from 8 exons.